AUGAUUCGAAAUUCGGAGGGUGGGUGGGAAAUGAUAACCGACACGAUUUGCAAAAAAGGAAGGACAUACAAAAGAUGCGACAGCCGGAGCAGAGCGGAAGCGAUUUUUACCCCCGACGCUGAACUCAGGGCUAUCCGACUCAAGCGGGUACAAGAGCAACUCAUUGACUUUGAUUCCGAUGUGUCGUCAAUUUCGCCCCCGAAACGUCGCAAAUAUACGGAUAGGGAAGUUAAUAAGUUUCAAAUGGAGGUUCUAAAAGAAGAAAAGGCACUAGUAGCCAAAAAAUCACUUCUUUCGGAUAGGCAAUUAGAACUGCUUGGCGAAAUCAAAGAAAUGAUUGGUGACUACAAAUCUUACGCGGAAAAAGGGAAGUGA
Messenger RNA from Cylicocyclus nassatus, 375 nucleotides. NCBI's taxonomy places the organism in Eukaryota, Metazoa, Nematoda, Chromadorea, Rhabditida, Strongylidae. The record is from the annotation of a GenBank genome assembly.